Messenger RNA from Vigna radiata var. radiata (mung bean), 2314 nucleotides. Its product is annotated as actin-related protein 5. Gene Ontology annotation, biological process: regulation of DNA-templated transcription. Lineage: Eukaryota; Viridiplantae; Streptophyta; Magnoliopsida; Fabales; Fabaceae. The transcript is spliced from 12 exons. Bases 1 to 2169 code for a protein of 722 amino acids. The record is from RefSeq and is a predicted model, not a curated record. Gene Ontology annotation, cellular component: Ino80 complex; cytoplasm.
AUGCCAUUCAUCUCCAAAAUUCAGCGCCAAUCUGAUUACACCCUCUUCAGCUCCGCCACUCCCAUCGUCAUCGACAAUGGGGCCUCCUAUUUCCGUAUUGGAUGGGCUGGAGAGACUCAACCUCGUGUUGUUUUCCGCAGCAUUGUCCAACGGCCACGCCACAAAGCCACUGGAGAAAUUGUCACUAUUGUUGGUGACCAUGAUCCAGCAUUAAUGAAAUACUUUGACUGUAGUCGCACUGGACCCCGCUCAGCGUUUGACAGCAAUGUAGUUUACCAAUUUGAAAUGAUGGAAUAUAUUUUGGACUUUGGAUUUGACCGGUUGGGAGCAACAGGAUCAGAGAUUGAUCAUCCUGUCCUGAUCACUGAAUGUGUAUGCAACCCAAUUCAGUCUCGUAGUAAAAUGGCAGAACUUCUUUUUGAGACAUAUGGAGUUCCAUCUAUAGCCUUUGGUGUUGAUGCGGCAUUCAGCUACAAAUAUAAUCAACAACAUGGUGUUUGUAAUAAAGAUGGCCUUGCUUUGUGUCCUGGAUUCAAUACGACUCAUGUGAUUCCGUUUGUAGAUGGGGAGCCUAUAUAUAAAGGAUGUUGCCGAACCAAUGUUGGUGGGUUCCAUGUGACUGAUUAUUUAAAACAACUUCUUUCACUUAAAUAUCCUUAUCAUAUGGCUAGAUUUACAUGGGAAAAGGUUGACGACCUGAAGAUGGAACAUUGUUAUAUUGCACCAGAUUAUGCUUCUGAAGUUCGACUUUUUCAGAAAAAAUCUAAGGAGGCUAAAGAAAAAACCAGAUGUUGGCAGCUCCCUUGGGUUCCACCCCCUACGGAGGAGCCUCCUUCUGAAGAAGAGAUUGCUAGAAAGGCAGCAAUAAGAGAGAGACAGGGUCAAAGAUUACGUGAAAUGGCAGAGGCAAAGAGGUCCUCUAGAAUAAACGAAUUGGAAAAUGAAUUGCAUGGUUUGGAAUUUCUUCUAAAACAGCUUGAACAAGUUGAAGACAGUGAUAUUCCAUCUUUCCUAGCAGAGACUGGUUAUGUCUCUAGGCAGGAGAUAGAAUCUGCCCGCAUUAAAGUUACUCAAUCUUUACGUAAAGCAAAAGGUGAACCAAAGAGUGAACAAGCUGAAACCGAAAAAGCUGACUCUGGCAUUAAUGAAAAGUAUUCUCUUAUAAACAUCCCUGAUGACAUGCUCUCCCCUGAACAGCUAGUUGAAAAAAAGAAACAGCUGUUACUCAAAUCCAUGUCAGAUGGACGACAGCGAAUGAAGCAGAAGCGUUAUGAAGAGGAAUUGGAGCGAGAAAGGAAACAACAGUUAGAGGAGGAAAAACGCCUAGAGAACCCAGAGCUUUACUUGGAACAAUUGCGUGCCAAGUACAAAGACCUUUCAGAGAAAGUUGACCAGAGAAAACGGCUCAAGACAAACGGAGAUCAUUCCAAUGGAAAUAACUUGUCCGGUGGCAUUGGUCGUGGUGAGAGACUCAGUACUGCUCAGAGGGAGAGAAUGCGGCUCUUAACAACUGCUGCAUUUGAUCGCGGUAAGGGUGAAGAUACAUUUGGUGCCAAAGAUGAAGAUUGGCAACUUUACAAAUUAAUGAGUAAAGAUAAUGAUGAUGGUGACGACGGACCAGAUGAGGAUGACACUGAGCUAGCUCGCAUCUCUUCCAAGCUGCAGGACUUGGAUCCAACAUUCGUGCCGAAGCCAGAAACUGGUAGCUCUCAACCUGCUGAGGCGUCACGUGUUCGUCCUUUAACCAAAGAAGAUUUUCAAAUUGUUUUGGGUGUGGAAAGGUUCCGAUGCCCUGAAAUUUUGUUCAAUCCAAACUGGAUCGCAGUUGAUCAAGCAGGGCUGGACGAGAUGGCUGGGGUGUCAAUAAGAAGGUUAUCGUGUAAGGAUGAAGAGCUGGAAAAGAGACUGACAAACUCCAUACUUGUGACUGGUGGAAGUUCUAUUUUCCCGGGCAUGAUUGAACGGCUUGAAGCCGGAAUUAGGAUGAUUCGACCAUGUGGAUCACCCAUUAAGGUUGUCAGAGCAUUGGAUCCUAUUAUGGAUGCAUGGCGUGGUGCUGCUGCAUAUGCAACAAUCCCACUAUUCCAUACUCAAACCUUCAGUAGGAUGGACUAUUUUGAAAAGGGUGAAGAUUGCCUCCGCAGUUAUCAACUAAAAUAUUCAUUGUAAAUCGAUUCAUACCUCAAUUUACACAAUAUCGUCUUGUUGCAUAAAUUCAUAUAGCAUUGGUAUUCAUGCUACUUCUGCUUACUGAAUUUGUUUUACUUCUCUUAUAACGUGUUAAACAUUUUUAUUUUGUUCAAAGAUUAAUUUA